This is a messenger RNA of Centropristis striata (black sea bass), 6779 nucleotides long. RefSeq names its product DDB1- and CUL4-associated factor 1-like. Gene Ontology annotation, molecular function: nuclear estrogen receptor binding; histone H2AT120 kinase activity. Gene Ontology annotation, cellular component: Cul4-RING E3 ubiquitin ligase complex; nucleus. NCBI's taxonomy places the organism in Eukaryota, Metazoa, Chordata, Actinopteri, Perciformes, Serranidae. Gene Ontology annotation, biological process: protein ubiquitination. The record is from RefSeq and is a predicted model, not a curated record.
UUCAGUGACGUAGCGAACAGCCGCCGGGAGAAGUUUUGAAAAUAAACGUGAUACUUUUUUUUUUUUUGCUUGAACAUUUGAAUGUCAGCGUCGUUUCGUUUGCAACUUCUCGGCAAAAAAAAUAUCCUUAAACGACGAGUGGGAGUGAGAAGCAGCACGAAGAAGACGAAGCGUUUCCUCAGUAUCUGAGUGAACCUGCUGUGUGAUGUCUCAACGUCCAACCACACUCGGACUACUUCUGUCAGCGAUGUCUUCCCCGGAUGAAGAGCUGCCGGCUGGCAUGUCUGCCCUCCUGUCGUCCGCCUUGUCUGCCGCCGUGUCGGCCGCCAUGGCGGUUGCGACGUCGGUGGACGCGAAGGCGGAUCUCUCCACGCUGCUCGACGAAUGGGAGGAAGCACAGCAAGGCACCACAGAGCAGCUGGUGUCCAUCCUCACCAAAAUAUCUGAGCUGAUUGAACGGGAGACGGGAGAGUACCACAAAGCAGACCCUGAUCCGUUUGAUGACCGACAUCCAGGACGAGCAGACCCGGACUGCAUGCUGGGCCAACUCCUCAAGAUGGUCUUUAUGAAUGAUGACUUCACUAAUGCGCUGUUGGACACGUACAUAAUGACGAGCAGAGAGCUGAGCCUCAACACGGCCGCCUGCCGCCUGCUGCAGAACAUCAUGCCGGGCCUGGAGACUGCCGUCGUCUUCCAAGAGAGGGAAGGUCUGGUUGGGAGGUUGUUCUCCUGGGCUAUGGAAGCAGAGCGACCGCUGUGCGUCUUCGCCACGGGCCUGUUGGCCAGAGCCAUGAGCAACCAGGAGACAGCGGCCAGCCACAAAGAGGAGAACACUCAGCUGGUACCGCUCAUGAUUCAGCGAUUGUACGAGCUGCAAACUGAAGAGGCCAAGAGUCACUUCAGUCCCACUAAGACGGACCAGAAUCUACCUCAGGACUCUCAGGUUGGAGCCUCCCAAAGCACCUCAACAUCAGACCAGCAGGACAAGCCGGAGGAGGAAGAUAAGGAAGAAGAAGAGAGGAAAGAGAGAGACGGCGAGAGCAGCAGGACGCCGUCAAAGCCCAGUUCCAGACCGUUGCCACGGCUCUGGUCGGCCCAGAAGAACGGCUCCAGCUCCACGCAACUGCUUCCAGACUUUGUGUACCAAUCGAGCCAGGAGCCUGCGUCCAGGGAGAAGGAGGACAGGCAGGGAGGAAGAGGAGGCGGUGGAGGAGGGAAGAGACAGGCGGUAACGGAGAACGGGAGGAAGGCAAAGCAGAAACGAAACUCCUCCUGCAGGACGGAGGAGGAGGCGGAGGAGAGAAAUGACUCCAGCGAGCAGCCGUCCAGCACCUCCUGGUCUGAGAUGAGCUCCAUGGUGAUCGGCUCUGACUACCGCCUGUCACCACUGAGCCCGGCCAUGGAGCAGAGGCUCAUCCUGCAGUACCUGACGCCUCUUCUAGACUACCAGGAGCUGCUCUCAGUCUUCAUGCAGAUGGACACGCGGCCGCUGCUGAUGAACUACAUCGAUCUCAGGCAGACCAAAAAUGUCCAGCUCACCUUCGAUGCCCUCCUGUUUCUCGCCUCGCUGCUCAUCCACAAGAAGUUUGCCACAGAGUUCAUCAGUAACGGAGGAGUGCAGAAACUCCUGGAGAUCCCGAGGCCUUCUAUGGCGGCGACUGGAGUUUCCCUCUGCCUGUACUACCUGGCUUACAACCAGGACGCCAUGGAGAGGGUGUGCACGCUCCCAGACGGCGUGCUGUCGGACAUGGUGUCCUACGCUCUGUGGCUGUUGGAGUCGUCCCACGCCUCGGGCGUCUGCCACGCCACCAUGUUCUUCUCCAUCUCCUUCUCCUUCAGAGCGGUGCUGCAGCUCUUCGACCGGCAGGACGGCCUGCGCAGGCUGGUCAACGUGGUCAGCACAUUGGAGAUCCUGACGGCAGGCAGCGAGGUGUCCAUAAUGAGCGAUGACCAGGUCUUCUCCGAUAGGCAGACUGCCAGACACACCUGCAUGGCUCUGCGCAGAUAUUUUGAGGCUCACCUGGCAGUAAAAUGCGAACAGGUCAAACAGUCUCUGCACACGUCGGACGGAGGCACCAUCGUCCCCCAGCAGCCGUUUUAUAAGGCGUACACGUACACCAGAGAGCAGAUCAUUGAGAUAAUGGAGUUUCUGAUCGAGUGUGGACCUCCUCAGCUCCACUGGGAGCCAGUAGACGUUUUCUACAAGAUGUCCUGUGUCCCUUUAAUGCUGCAGCUAAUAUCUGCAGCGUGCCACUGGAGGACUUACUAUGGCAGGAGUGACAUUGUGCGUUACGCCCUGGACAUCCUGGCCAUCCUGGUGGUGGUUCCAAAGGUCCAGCUGGUGCUGGCCGACACUGUGGAGGUUACGGAUGAAACCAGUGCCGUCUUCUCCACUGUGGGUAUGAGCAUCAUCCUGGGCGUUGCUGAGGGCGAGGUGUUCGUCAACGACGCUGAGAUCCAGAAGUCCGCACUGCAGGUGAUCACAAACUGUGUGUGUGCUCCUGACCAGAGCCUGAACACUGUGGGAGCCUUCGCUGUGACGCCCCUGAGAGCCUCCCUCCACCCCCAGCCGCCCCCCGCCCCCCACAACAGAGUGCUGGCUCACAUGUGGCGAGUAGUGCAGAACAACAAUGGAAUAAAGGUGCUUCUGUCUCUGCUGUCGGUGAAGAUGCCCAUCACAGACGCAGACCUGAUCCGAGCUCUGGCCUGUAAGGCUCUGGUCGGACUCUCUCGCAGCUCAGCGAUCAGACAAAUCAUCAGCAAACUGCCACUUUUCACCAGCAGCCACAUUCAGCAGCUGAUGAAGGAGCCGGUGCUGCAGGACAAGCGCAGCGAGCACGUGCGUUUCUGCAGAUACGCCGCCGAGCUGACGGAGCGCGUGUCGGGGAAGCCGCUGCUCAUGGGGACCGACGUGUCGCUGGCUCGUCUGCAGAGGGCCAACGUGGUCGCACAGUCACGCAUCACCUUCUCUGAGAAGGAGCUCCUGGUGCUGAUCAGGAACCACCUCGUGGCCAAAGGCCUCCACGACACGGCACACACGCUGGUCAAAGAGGCGAACUUAUCCAUCACGUCCCUCUGUCCUCACUCCUCCUCCUGCGUCACCCCUCCCCCCUCCUCCUCCUCGCUGAUCCCCAGGACUUGCCGCUCAGGCGGCCCGAUCCCAGCUCGUGUUUGCGCUCAUGUCGGAUCUUCUCCCGUGGCCUCGCCGCUGCGGCCCCCCCCCUCUACUCCCUCGUCCUCCCGCUCCCACAUCGGCCCUCACCCUUCAUGCUCCUCCUCUUCCUCCCCCCUCCCCCCUCCUCAUCCUCAUCCUCAGGGCUCACAUCUGGUUGGCCGGAUUUUAUUCUCCCGGGAACGCCCGGCCGCUCAUUGCAACUCAGGGAAAAAACUUCGUGCACUGAAGCAGAAGUCGGACCACGGUGCUUUCAUACAGACUCCAGCCAUGAAGAAGCAGCUGGAGCGCCAUCUUCCUUCCCCACCGACCCUCGACAGCAUCAUCACCGAGUACCUGAGGGAGCAACACGCCCGCUGCCCCAACCCCGUCACCACCUGCCCCCCCUUCUCCCUCUUCACCCCCCACCGCUGCCCCGAGCCCAAGCAGCGGCGACAGGCGUCCACCAACUUCACCGCGCGCCUGGGCAGCCGCGUGCUCUACCCCAGGUACGGCGGCGUGGACAGAGGCUGUCUGGACAGACAUCUGAUCUUCAGCAGGUUUCGUCCGAUGUCCAUCUUCCACGAGGGUGACGGAGAUGAGAGCGGUUUCACCUGUUGUGCCUUUUCAGCCCGUGAGCGUUUCCUGAUGCUGGGGACCUGCUCCGGACACCUCAAGUUCUACAACGUCUUCUCCGGAGACGAGGAGGCCAACUACACCUGCCACACAUCAGCCAUCACACACCUCGAACCCUCCAGGGAUGGGAAACUGUUGCUGACCUCUGGCUCCUGGAGCGUCCCCCUGUCUGCCCUCUGGAGUAUGGACGGUGUCUUCAGCAUGAAGAACUCGUUUGUAGAUGAUCACUACGUGGAGUUCAGUAAACACUCUCAGGACAGAGUCAUCGGCACCAAGGACCAAGUCGCACACAUCUACGACAUCCAGACGGGCCAGAAGACUCUGACCCUGAAUGACCCGGCCCUGGCCAACAACUACAAGAGGAACUGCGCCACCUUCAACCCCACAGACGACCUGGUGCUGAAUGACGGCGUGCUGUGGGACGUGCGGGCGCCGCGGGCCAUCCACAAGUUUGACAAGUUCAACAUGAACAUCAGCGGAGUUUUCCAUCCCAACGGGCUCGAGGUCAUCGUCAACACCGAGAUUUGGGACCUGAGGACGUUCCACCUGCUACGCACCGUCCCCGCUCUGGACCAGUGCAGGCUGGUCUUCAACAGCAACGCCACCAUCAUGUACGGAGCAAUGCUCCAGGCCGAUGAUGAGGACGACGCCAUGGAUCAGCAGAUGAAGAGUCCCUUUGGUUCGUCCUUCAGAACCUUCGAUGCUACAGACUACAAGCCCAUCGCCACAGUGGACGUGAAGAGGAACAUCUUCGACCUGUGCACCGACACCAAAGACUGCUACCUGGCUGUCAUUGAGAACCAGGACACGGUCAGUCUGGACACGGUGUGUCGGCUGUACGAGGUCGGGAGACAGAAACUGGCAGAAGAGGGAGACGACAGUGAUCAGGAUGAAGACGAUCAGGACGACGAUGACUCGUCGGACACAGAUGACGACGACGAUGAUGACGACAUGGACACGGACCCGCUCAUGGAGGAGCUCGCUAAUAACGGCGAUGCGGAGAACGAGGACGGUCAGAACUCCCCCACAGAUCAGGAGAUUGCAGAUCUGCUUGCCAGUAACAGUUAUGAAAACAGUGCUGAUGAUGACUCGGCAGACUCGGACCACUCGUUUGGGACGGAUGACGGAUCCGACUCGCUUGAUGAAGCAAGUUUCUACCCGGAUCUAUCUGACGAUGAGACGGAGAUCCUGCAGGCGCUCACUGAACGAUGGCUCCCCUGACCCUCUGCUCACCAACAAACCUCAACACGGACUGUUUCCACCUUUUUAUAAAGUGUCAUUUCUCACUCAAACAGGCAAGUUGACUAUGAAUUCACUGAUAUGCGCAUCCGUGUCUCUCUAGAUAUUCUAUAUCUACGAGAGACGACAGUGACGAUGAAUAAAUAUCUUCCAAAGAUGACGGGGCUCAGAUGGAAACACUUCUGACUUUCUGCUUCUGAACAUAUUUGUUGAUGAAAAGUUGUUGUUUUUUCAUGUUUUGUCAUCAAACUGUUUUGUCUAAUGCUCACAGCUGCAUUAAUAGACCUCAAACCAGCAAGGAACAGAAACUUACUUUUUCUUUUUUUUUUUACCCGGUUUUCCCAAAAAUGAAUCAUUCAGGUUUCAUAUAAAAAUCACAAAUCUUUUUGUGAGUUUGACUGAAGGUGCAGACAACAUUUUUUUGCAGGCCUGGACAUCUCUGCAGCACCACAGUACCUAAUGCAGAACAAUAUAUAUGUUUAUGUAGCUCAUAAAGAGGCAUCAGCAUUGCAUUGAGUGUUUAAUAUCCAGUUUAACAUGCAGAAAUCUCUGGUGCAGGAGCUGCUUUUUCCACAAAAUUCAACAAACAAAAAUGCCCUUUGAAUGAAGAUAACUGAGAUGUGGCAGAGUCGCAUAAUUUUGAAUAAUUUAAGUUAUUUUUUUAAUGUAAUUUAUUUUAGCUCUUCUCGAUAGGUUCAUUUCGUUCUUGCUUCAUGCAGUCAGCCUGCACUGUUGGGUGAGCUGGCAGCAAAUUCCCAUGUGGAACAUCCAUUAAAUUAUCAGUGUGCUUUUGUUAAAAUAGAAAAAUGCUUUUAAAGAAGGACAGAGCUCUCAGUGAGUUACCGUGUCAGCAGAGUGUGGACAGAAUAUAUUUUUUGGCUUUGUAGCAGCUGGUAAUGUUGGCUGAAAGAAUUAUUCCUCUAAAUAAUGGCUAUGAAAACAGUAAAACAUGUUAAUUCAAUACUUAUAUAUAUAUAUUACAUAAUGUAGUAUAACAUUUGUCACAGAUGUUUUAUACAUUACCUUGUUAAGGUGUGAAUGUGAAAACUUUUGUUACAUUAUUAUUUAUUUCAUUGCAGUUGAAUCAUUUGGAAAAUAUUAACUCCUUUAUGAAGGAGUAAACACAGAAUUAUUUAAUUUCUUAGUAUAUUUAUCACCAUUUAAUCCCCAUAUGAGCAGGUAAACAUUUCAUUAUCAGCUGCUACAAGUUUUCAAAGUCAUAUUUUGUGUUGGAACAAUAAUUUUACCUCAUUACCUCAUCAGUGGAGCUGAACACGGCCAGUAUUUAACAGUCAUUUAAUAUCUGAGCCCACAAUAGGAUGUAACCUGUCACUUACAGUUAUUAUGAGAUUGGUUGGAAACUUCAUGCUGCUUUGAAACUGCGUCAAACAAUCUGCAACAUCGUCGCAAACCUGGAUUCUGUUUAUUAUUUCUUUCUUUUAUUUGUCUAGUCGACAACUCUGCUGCUGCUGCUGGAUAAAAACUUUAACCUGAAGGAAGUCCGGGUUUUUGUUGUUUGGGCUGUGAAUGGAGGUUUUUAUGCAGUGGUGGCUAAAUAAAAGAUUAAUAAUAAUAAUAAUAAUGAUAAUUUAAAAAAUGGGUAUUUCAUGCCACAGCAGCUUUUCAGAGGCAUAGAAUCUACAGUUUUAUAAUAGAUUGCAUUGUUUAUAAAAUCUGUUUAAAUUGUUGUAAAUGGUUCAGUUCAGUCAAUAAGUUCUACUUUAAUAAUAAAAGACUCUUUUUCCUUCUUUAA